UUAAUUUUCGUAAGGGUAAGAGUGAAGUUUUUCACGAUUUAUACAUACUUAUACAUACUUAUCAGGGCUCAACAUAAAGGACUGCCCGGGGCCAGUGUGAGAGACAUUCGGGCCAGUAAACAGUAUUGUCACUUGCCCGAUCAGGCCAGUACUUUUCUCCCAGUCACUAAAAUAUAUUUUCUGUAUGUAUUAUGUAAUGUUACCACAGAGAGACAUUUUAAGCAUUGCAAAUGUUAACUUCUCAGAUAAUCUUCUAUCUGGUCCACUGAACUUUAUUGCCAAUUGUCUGAACAAAUAAUGAAUAAAUUGUAAAUUUAAACAAUUAUAUUCGACUUUGGAAUUAUUAUUUUAAAUAUGUGACACUAAUAUAUUUUUUUGAUGGGGCCAAUAAAAAUUUUGGCAGGGCAAGUGAAAACCUGAACCACUGGCCCAACUGGGCCAGUAUAAAAAAUUCUGUGUUGAGCCCUGCUUAUGCUACUUGUUUAUGAUAAUGUAAUGAUAGCAACAUAUUUAUGAAGUUGAGGCUUAUGGAAGAGGGUCUAUGAUGCUGUACCCACCAUGGUAAUAAUGAUAAAAGCAUGUUAAGCUACCCUGUGGUUUGAUAUUGCUCUCAUCUUAGUCAAGUAAUCCAUCAGAGUGAAUUGUGUGUGUGUCAGCAUAGUAUCAGUUAGACAUUUAUUUUUACAUAGAGGCCUAUCCAGCUUUCAUUUUGCAUGUGAAGAGUUUGGUUCCAAAACGAGAUAACUCAGUUUUUUUGUUAUUCAAAAAUCUUGUUUUUUGAUUGUGCAUUCCAAUCAAACUGCAGUUGGUUUGUUUUGAUUUAAGCCUUCAUAACUAAAAAAAAUACAGCUAUGUGUAGCACAAUAAAAACAUGAUUAUAAACAUGUUUCGACAAAGAAAUUCAAAACAGAGUCAUCUCGUUUUGGAACCAAACUCUUCGGGGUGCUUUCCCGGACAGGGAUUAGUUUAAGCAAUAAACAAUAAACUUAUGUGCAUUUUGAGGCAAAACAAAGGGCACUGAUGUAUUUUAAAAUAUGUCAGUGCAAGUUGUUUUCAGUUUGGACAGCUCUUACAUUUAUUUUAGUCUAGGAUUAGUCUAAUCCCUGAAAACCGCCCCUUUAUGUGCACUUUUGUCCCACAAACAUUCACAUUAUUUAAAUGCGCUACAGUUUUCCUCUGUUUGCUUGUCUGCUUGGUAAACCUAAGGAAAAGCACAGUUUCUGUUUUUUUUAAUCGUUCCAUAUUGCAAUGUGAUACUGAACAUUUUGUCAUCAGAAUAAGUCAGGAUGUUCGGAUAUUCAUGUUCAGAUUUUGGUUAUGUGUCAGAUUUUUAAAAAUCAGCAAGUUAGCAGUUGCUGAAGUACAAAUUUAAGCUUUAUUAUAUGUUGACAACAAAGCAGAACAUCUGGCACAGAGGUUAGGCAUUUAAACAAAUCUUAAAUCUUUUUGAGUGUAAGGGUGCUUUUUCUUUGUAUUAUAGAUAAAACGAUUAAUUCUUUUUUAUUAUAUAUUUAUGUGUUAGGUAAGUUAGUACAAUCUUAAAAAUAAAGGUGCAAGGUUCUUAACGUUACAACAAUGCCAUAGAAGAAACAUUUUGAUUCCUCAAAGAACCGCUUCUUUCAUACCAUUUCAUAAUCUAAAGAACCCUUGUAAUACUCUUAAAAAUUAAGGUGCUUUAUGAUAUCAUAUAAGAACCAUUAAUGGCUAAAUGGUUUCAUAGAAAAUCUUUAGAAUCUGAAGUGUCUUAAGCAGGUCUUUGUAGUAAAAAUGGUUCUUCAAAUUAUAAAAAUGUAUGAAAAAUGGUUCUUUAAACAAUUAAUGGUUCUGUAGGGAAUCGAAAAUGGUUCUUCUAUCUAUGGCAUUGUUGUGUAAAGAACUUUUAAAGCACCUUUAUUUUUAGGAGUAAGCAUUUUUUGAAACAGAAAGUUUCUGUAAAGGUUCUUUAUAAAACCAUUCAGUCAAAAAAAAAUUUUUAUGGCACCUUUAUUUUUAAGAGUGUAAUUACAUUGUCACAACUAUUUAACAUACAUUUACAUAACACUUAGUUACAAAUAUAAAUACUCCACAAAUGUGUUUAAGGAAUAGUCUUCUGUAAAACAUUAAAAUAAAGGAAAAACAAAGAGGGGGCAUCUCCAACACAUCUUCACCAAAUGACAACUGAUCAGGCUGUCUCAAAUAUGUCGUCUUUUAUUGCCAUAUUAUCUAUUACAUUGUAAUCAGUGAACAAGACAGUUUUUCCGUAAAGUGCACCUAUUUUUAUAGCUAAAAAACGUUAUUUUGUGUAUUUGGUGUAAUACAAUGUGUUUGCGUGGUUUAUGGUUAAAAAUGCAUUAUUUACCACACACUGUACAUUUUUGUAGCUCUAGAUUUCACCCGAAGAUUUGUAAAGCUCUGUGUCCCUGAUUGGCUAGCUAAUCUGUAGGUUGUGAUUGGCCUGAAUACUGCUGACGUCAGCCGGAAAUGUGACGCUCCUUACCAUGUUUGAAAGAUUCGGUUGCUAACUUACAGGCUGUGAGUCCGAAGCGGGAGGAAUUAUGAUAAUGUUGGUCUUGUCUACAUCACCAAUCCCAGGAAGUAAAAUGUUGCCUACAAUCCGUGUGUUUGUUGUAGUCCAAGAAAAAAGAAACAUUUGAGACGAUAUCUCACGUCAUCGUUUACUUUGGGGUUUGCACCUUUUGCAUAUCGUUAACGUACUACUACACACCUACACAACAAAGGAUAUUUAAAAAUGUGAAUCGGACAAUAAGUAUUCUUUAAAGGGGACAUAUCAUAAAAAUCUGACUUAGUGCUAUAAUUGGGUCCCUUGUCCUUCUAUCAACCUAGAAAAUGUGAAAAGAUUAACCCAGUAACUUAGUUUUGGUAAAUCAGUUACUGCAAGCAUGUGAAAAACAGCUCAUUGAAAUUUGGCUCCCCUUGUGAUGUCAGAAGUGGCUAAUACCGCCUCUUAAUCUGCACUAUCCAACCACGGCAAUGCUAUUUACUGCAGAGAUCAGCUCAUUUGCAUUUUAAAGGACACACCCCAAAAAAACAACAUUUUUGCUCACACCUACAAAGUGGCAAUUUUAACAUGCUGUAAUAAAGUAUCUAUAUGGUAUUUUAGGCAAAAACUUCACAUACAUAGCCUACUCUGGGGGCACCAACGAUUUAUUUGACAUCUUAAAAAAAUAUUGUGAAAUUUCCCCUUAAAAUGUCUAAAUAUAAACAAUUUGUUUAACAUAUAAAACAAAUCCACUGUGAAUUUUAUUGAUGUCUAAUUUAGGCAGCCUAAAACAUUUAAUAAAACUGUCCUAACGUCAACAUACUAUUUUAAAUUAGGUCUACACCUUAGCUUAUCAAAUUAAUCCAUUUAAAAUCGUUUUUCUAAGUUACAGCAACUCAUCACUAGUAAAAAAAAUUGGGAAAAACCGGUAUGAGAUCAUCAUACAAAUAACUGAAAAGGCUGUCACAAAAGCAGAAAGAUGCUCUCGCAGUGACGUCAGGUCGAUGAGAGAGGGGUUUGCCCCUCGCGCAUUAGGAGGGAACUACAGGAUGAGAGACGAGCUCGUGCUGGCCGCCACCCAAUAGACACCAACGAUUCGGAGCGCGAGCAGGACGACCUCAUCUCAAUCAAGAGGCCGAGGUACGAGCCUGUCCCUGACCUUAAUUCGGCUCGGAUGCUUUAGCAACGACAGGCACACUGAGCAGGCACGAGAGGAGAGUGUGGGACAGAGACGGAUAUUUGGGCUACAGCUCUCGCGCGUCCCGACUCUCGCAAUGGGAUGCACGUUAAGUGCAGAUGAGCGCGCGGCUCUGGAGCGGAGCAGAGCCAUCGAGAAAAACCUUAAAGAAGACGGAGUGAACGCAGCCAAAGAUGUGAAAUUACUGCUGCUCGGCGGCGGGGAGUCAGGCAAAAGCACCAUCGUCAAACAGAUGAAGAUUAUCCAUGAAGAUGGGUUCUCUGGAGAUGAUGUAAAGCAGUUCAAAACUGUGGUCUAUAGCAACACUAUUCAGAGCCUUGCUGCAAUCUUGCGAGCAGUGGAGACUCUUGGUAUAGAGUAUGGAGAAAAGGACAGAACUGCGGAUGCUAAAUUGGUAUUUGAUGUGGUCACUCGUAUGGAGGACACUGAGCCAUUCUCAGCAGAACUUUUGGCUGCUAUGAUACGUCUAUGGUCUGAUUCUGGAACUCAGGCCUGCUUCAGCCGAUCACGAGAGUACCAGCUCAACGACUCUGCCCAAUAUUACUUGGACAGUUUGCAACGCAUUGGAUCUCCAGAUUACCUUCCCACUGAACAGGAUAUUCUUAGAACUCGAGUCAAAACUACUGGCAUUGUUGAAACACAUUUCUCCUUUAAGAACCUCAAUUUUAGGCUGUUUGAUGUGGGGGGACAGAGAUCAGAGAGAAAAAAAUGGAUUCACUGCUUUGAGGAUGUGACGGCCAUUAUCUUCUGUGUUGCACUGAGUGGAUACGACCAAAUGCUGCAUGAAGAUGAGACCACAAACCGUAUGCAUGAGUCUCUUAUGCUCUUUGACUCCAUAUGUAACAAUAAGUUCUUUGUUGACACCUCCAUCAUUCUUUUCCUCAAUAAGAAGGACCUUUUUGGAGAAAAGAUUGUGAAAUCUCCACUGAAUAUUUGCUUCCCAGAAUACACGGGUCCAAAUACAUUUGAAGCGGCAACUGCAUAUGUAGAGGUUCAGUUCCAGAGUAAGAAUCGCUCUCCUAAUAAAGAGAUUUACUGUCAUCUUACCUGUGCUACUGACACAGGAAACAUUCAAGUGGUCUUUGAUGCUGUCACUGACAUCAUCAUCGCCAAUAACCUGCGUGGGUGUGGCCUCUAUUGAGCUCCAGAUCCACCUGUUGCUCUUUGAAAUGGUAAUGAGUGACUGAACUGGCACCCCAUGAAUUUGGCCAAGGCGUCCCUGUUUUAUUUUAGUUUUGUUGUUUGUUGAUCCUUUCUUUGACUGUUUUCUUUUGUAGUUUGUAAGAACAUUGCUGGAGUAAACAAUGUAUGGGUAUGCAUGUGUAGCAUAAAAUGUGUGUGGCCGGGCAUAGAUGCUUUAAGCAUGAGUGCAUGUGUGUGAGUGUCAGUCAUAUAAUAACACACAAAGUUCUCUGCUGUUUAUGUUCAGUUGGCAGACUUUCAGGGCUUUUCAAAAAACGUACAUCUAAAAAUAUCUAUGAAAUACGAGUGACUGAUGAUGGCUAAUCAUGUGGCUGAAUGUCAUUUCAUAAACUGAAUGUUGUCCAGGGGCAGCUCUUAAGCCAAAGUUGUUUGAGAACCAAGCAUUGUUCCCCUUAAUGGGCCUGUGCUCACUGGCUUCAGGCUGUGACAUAAAAUGCCUUACAGCUAAUGAAGCACAAAGUGUGAUAUUGACAACAUUCUCACUCAACAUGAGCACAAAUAGUUACAAAAAGUUUCAGUUGUUUAUUUCUGUGCAGAUGAUGCUGUAGUUUAUUAUUUUCUUAUUAAACUGUAAGCGCAUGUAUAUACAUAUUUUGUAUAGCACCACACUUUCUGCACCCUGUCGGUACAAGUACAAUAAAUACUGGCUAAUAUGAAUACAAAUGAACUAGCUUACAGAUGUUAGGUUGAAAUAAGUAUGCAUAUUACAGUAAUACAGUAAGUCAUAUAUAACUGAUUACUGAAUUACUAGGUGAAAAAACUGACCGUUUUUUUUUUUAUCUCACUCUGAUUGUGUAAUAUGUGAGUGUGUACAGAUGUGUGUGUGUGAGUUAUGCAUGCACAGUCUAUUCACCUAUGACCUGUUACUUAACCCAGAUUUCUUUUCCAGUUUACCCCUCUUUUUUUUCUUUGCGGUGAAUGGAUUUUUUUGUUUGGUGCACUGAAUGUUCUCUUUUCCUCCCUUGGGGUGUACAGCACUGUACUGCUGGUUUUAAUCUUCUGACUGACCAAUGAAAUGUUUACAUUAAAAAAAGAGAAAACACUAGCA
Molecule: messenger RNA, 5928 nt
Organism: Misgurnus anguillicaudatus (oriental weatherfish)
Lineage: Eukaryota; Metazoa; Chordata; Actinopteri; Cypriniformes; Cobitidae
Gene: gnao1b
Product: guanine nucleotide binding protein (G protein), alpha activating activity polypeptide O, b
Biological process (GO): adenylate cyclase-modulating G protein-coupled receptor signaling pathway; G protein-coupled dopamine receptor signaling pathway
Cellular component (GO): cytoplasm; heterotrimeric G-protein complex
Molecular function (GO): GTPase activity; G-protein beta/gamma-subunit complex binding; corticotropin-releasing hormone receptor 1 binding
Source: RefSeq, a predicted model, not a curated record